This is a messenger RNA of Lucilia cuprina (Australian sheep blowfly), 1388 nucleotides long. Its product is annotated as allatostatin. The transcript is spliced from 3 exons. Bases 49 to 411 code for a protein of 120 amino acids. The record is from RefSeq and is a predicted model, not a curated record. Lineage: Eukaryota; Metazoa; Arthropoda; Insecta; Diptera; Calliphoridae.
UAAUUCUGUUCACUUUUUCAGAAUACAUAAAUACCAUCAACAGUAACCAUGAUUAGCAUUUGUAAAUCAGUUAUUUUAUUUACAAUCUUUAUGAUCAUAACAAUCGUUCAUAUUGAGGCUCGACCACAAAAUGCACUUGACUCCAAUCAGGCACUGGAUACAGUGGAAACUGACGUAGACGAAAUGCAAAAUUCCUACUACGACUUGCCCCUGCAACAGCCACAAAAUAUCUAUCCUAGUAUACCAUUGGAACGUUUGCAAAUGCUCAUUGCUCGUUACAACCGACCCACUGCCUAUUUGCGUUCUCCAUCUGUCGCUGGCAUGAAUGAAUUGUACCGUGUUCCCGAAUCAAAGCGUCAAGUCAGAUAUCGACAGUGCUAUUUCAAUCCCAUUUCGUGUUUUAAAAAGUAAAUUUUGAAUUUAACUUAUUUAAACAUGCUACGUUUUGAUUUAAAGACCAAACACAAUUUAUAUUUUCCCUCUAAUAUAAAAUAAAUUAGUAAAUUAAAAUUUCGAAACUUACUAAAUGAAAAUAUAACUUCAAGUCAAAGCUAAAAUGUAGUUUAAAAAUUACUGUUAUUUUAAAUUUUUUUUCUGCCUCAAAAUAAUAACAUAACCACACUUUGUAAAAAUGCCCCAGCUUUAAAGAUAAAUUAAAAAAAGCCAUUUAAUUUUUGUUUCGGUUUAAAUAUUUUAUUCAUUUUUAUUUUGUCUUUAGAUUUUUUAAUGUUUUUUGUUUAAGUAGGCCCCUCUAGGAAAGGACUACACAUAUAUUUUUGUAUUUUUUCGGAAUUUUACAUGAAUUUUCUUUACAUAUUUGUUUAAGAUUUAUUCUGUUUUCGUAUAUUAAAUAUUAUCUAGUCGCAUUAUUAUAACUUUUAAAUGCACAAAAAUAAUUCUAAUGUAAUUAUUAUAUAUUAUUUGUUAAUAUUGUUAUUAAAGAUUUAGAAAAAAAUAAAAUUAAAAAUAUUUAAAAUCAUUGGUAUGCAUAUGGUGUGGUACACCUUAAAAUAUUUAUAUUAAUUAUUAAAAGUACACAAUAUAUCCAUUAAUAUAUGUAUUUAGUUAUUAAACAAAUUAGGUCUUGUUUAAGCACAAUGUACGUUAUAUUUGAAUAUAUUUCGAUUUAAACACAUAAAUAUAACGUUCAUUGUCUGUAAACAUAUCCCUGCCAAUAUUAUUCAAAUUAAUGUAAUAAUUACAAAAUAAUAAAAUAUUUGUACAAAAUUCAUAAAUCUGUAAACAUGAUGUCGAUUGUAAAUUAUUAAACAUAAAAUAAUUAUAUACAUUCAUUCAUUCAUACGUAUGUACAAUUUAAAUAUUCAACAAAAAUAAAAAAUCAUUAAUUUAAGUGUAAAGCAGCUAAAAAAAUCAAAAGCUUUUCAUUU